AGUGGCGACUCCAGGGUGAUCUUUCAUUUUCAUUAUACAACGUGGCCAGACUUCGGAGUUCCUGAAUCCCCAGCUUCAUUCCUGAACUUCCUGUUUAAAGUCAGAGAGUCUGGGUCACUAAGUCCUGAGCAUGGACCUGCAGUAGUUCACUGCAGCGCAGGGAUAGGACGUUCGGGCACGUUUUCAUUAGUAGACACUUGUCUUGUGCUGAUGGAAAAAAAAGACCCAUUUUCUGUAGAUAUUAAGAAGGUAUUACUGGAUAUGAGAAAAUAUCGAAUGGGACUUAUUCAGACUCCUGAUCAACUAAGAUUUUCAUAUAUGGCUGUAAUAGAAGGAGCAAAAUUUAUAAUGGGAGAUUCAACUAUACAGAAACGGUGGAAGGAGCUCUCUAAGGAGGACCAGGCACCAAGUUCUGAGCAGUCUCCUCCGCACCCAACCAAAAUAACCACAGAGAAGUACAACGGGAACAGCAUAGGCUUGGAGAAUAAAGAUCAAGUGGAGAAAAUAAAUACUGACCUGUCCUCUAAAGCUCAAGAUAUCACAGAUGGAAACAUUGACAGUACUGUCCGAAAACGACUGCGAGAGGACAGAAAAGCUAACACAGCCCAGAAGCUGCAGCAGAUGAGGCAGAAGCUAAAUGAGACUGAAAGAAAAAGAAAAAGGCCGAGACUGACUGACACCUAAGCCUUCGGGACUUGCGAAUAUUCUGCAGCUAUAAACUGCAAAUUAUUGACAUGCAAAGCGAGACAUGAACCCCUCUUCGGGAACAAAGAGUGAGGUCUGUUAAGUACCAAGAAGACCUCAGUUAUCUGUUUACAGCGUAAACCGCAUCGAGGGGAUGAAGACCACCAGCAGCGCGCUACUUUGCAAAACAAAAGAAUUUGCUGUCUUGUGUUUUUAUAAUGCCUGUAUUAAUGUAGAAAGAUGUAAAAGAAAGAAAUCAGGAAAUAUUUUGGUUUGUACUGCCAUUCUUACUGUAUUUUUAUACUUUUUGGCAGCAUUAAAUAUUUUUUAAAAUUGA
Messenger RNA from Mesitornis unicolor (brown roatelo), 1021 nucleotides. It is a transcript of the gene PTPN2, whose product is annotated as protein tyrosine phosphatase, non-receptor type 2. Gene Ontology annotation, biological process: protein dephosphorylation. The annotation marks the transcript as partial. Lineage: Eukaryota; Metazoa; Chordata; Aves; Mesitornithiformes; Mesitornithidae. The transcript is spliced from 5 exons. The record is from RefSeq and is a predicted model, not a curated record. Gene Ontology annotation, molecular function: protein tyrosine phosphatase activity.